GGAGACUCCACGUUCCCUUUUCGCCAGCGGCGACCACAGCAGCAGCGCGCUCCGUUGCAGAUGUCCGGAACAGCAGGAGUCCGGGGGAGACCCGGGCUCGCGAUCCAGGCAUUUCCCUCUUCUGAUUUCUACAACUGCAUGAAACUUAUCCAGUAAGAUGCUCACUCUGGGACAAGAACAUUUGCUCUCUCUGGAUUGCCAUCUUUGGUGCUCUUCGGGGUUGUUGGACAUCCUGAUUCCAAGUGGCUUGUUUUUGUUUUCUGAGAUGAAUUUUGGAAAGAGAAAGCUGCGAAGCCCGUGAUGUGUAAAGGAUUGCAUGUUAUUUUUUUUAAAAAAAGAAGCUAUUUUUACUGAAGAGCAAAUGGUGAUUUUAGAUCCCUCAUCUCAUACCUGUUAAUGGACGAUUCAGUUAUAGUUGCUUUUCUCCAAGGGCUUGACCUGGAAGAGAAAAUGAAUCAGAGUUCCCGGCUCGCCGAAUCACCUCAGCUUUCUAAGAGUAGUCUCCUCAACAUCUUGGGCAGCCCUCAGCCUGAGAGAAUGAGCCUCUCUGAUUCUAUACCCCCCACCCCGAAGAGUGGCACACCCUCGCCUGGGCCUCCUCAGCUCCCCUUACUGGGCGCCAGUUGCCUCGAUGGCGACUGGGAAAGCCGUGAGGAACUGCGACUGCGUGAGCUGGAGGAGGCCCGAGCCAGAGCAGCCCAGAUGGAGAAGACUAUGCGAUGGUGGUCGGACUGCACCGCCAACUGGAGGGAGAAAUGGAGCAAGGUGCGCUCCGAGCGGAACAAGGCCCGAGACGAUGUGCGCCAGCUACGCCAGAAACUGGAGACCCUGACCAAGGAGCUCACGAGCCUCAAGCGGGAGAGGCAAGAAGUUUUGAAUGAGAAUGAGCAACUGAGCAAAGAAAUGGAACGACUGAAAGGCGAAGGCGAGGGGGAGAAGGAGAUGGACAACCGCAUGGCCUCCGAAAAAGAGAGCGAGGCCUCUCCAGAACAGGAGCCUGUUCGAGAUGUGAGCUCGGAAAAGCUGCCGAAAAACAAGUCGUUGCAGGAGUUUGAAUUGAUGGAGAACCUUCUGAAAAGCAAACAGGAAGGCUCUGAGUGCUGGGACCAACGGAGUCUUCUGGCCAGCUGGCCCUGGGCCUUCCUCUCUUCGUUCCGCCAAGAAAGGAACCGCUUUGCUGUGGAGGAUCGCCCUCAAGUCAUCGUGAGGGAAGAUGCCACCAAGAUCACCGCCCUCAAGUUGCGUCUGGAUGAAUCUCAGAAAGUGCUACUCAAGGAGCGGGAGGAUAAGUUGUCCCUCAGCAAGAACAUCGAGAAACUGGAAGGUGAACUGAGCCAGUGGAAGAUCAAAUUCGAGGAAUUGAACAAGAACAAACAGGAAGUGCUGAAACAGCUGAACAUUCUUAAAGAGAUCCACCAGGAUGAGCUGGGGCGCAUCUCGGAGGACCUGGAAGAUGAACUGGGAGCUCGAUCAAGUAUGGACAAGAAACUGGCCGAGCUGCGGUCAGAGAUGGAGCGUCUGCAGGCUGAGAAUGCAGCAGAGUGGGGGAAGCGAGAGCGCCUUGAGACAGAAAAGCUCAAUCUGGAACGAGAGAACAAGAAGCUGCGGGCCCAGAUCGAGGACCUGGAGGAGGUCUUGGCCCGCAAGAGGAGGCAGACGGACAGCGCCCUCGACACGGAUCUCAAGACCAUUCAGACUGAGCUCUUCGAGAAGAAUAAGGAGUUGGCUGACCUGAAACACAUCCAUGCCAAGCUGAAGAAACAGUACCAGGAGAAGACGGCUGAACUGGCCCAUGCCAACCGGCGCGUGGAGCAGCAUGAAGGCGAGGUGAAGAAGCUGCGCCUGCGUGUGGAAGAGCUCAAGAAGGAGCUGGCCCAGGCUGAGGAUGAGCUUGACGAGGCCCAUAACCAGACGCGGAAGCUGCAGCGGUCGCUCGACGAGCAGACGGAACAAAGUGAGAACCUCCAAGUUCAGCUGGAGCAUCUGCAGUCCAGGCUUCGUCGGCAGCAGAGCAUCCCCCUCUUUGGGAAGAUCCGUAGUUCACGUUUUGGCCCUGACAACCCUGGUGAUGGCACCAGUGACUUGGAUGAAGAUGAAGACCUGCAGAUCCAAGUUCCUUAGCAACUGCACAGCAGAGAGACCCUUUCAGCUGAGGAAGAGAGACCAGUGCUGGGGCAGGACAGUUACUUGAUUGCAGUGAUGGCUUUUUGACCUCAACAAGGAAAACUUUUCUUUUGAGGGGCAGCAAAUUUGGAGCUGUAGCAGAGGCUGAAAAAAAGGCACCUAGGCCCCAUAUUCUAGUCUGCAGCAAGACAACUUGGCGGCCGGGCCAAGAUGGAAUACUUCAAGCAAGAAGCUGUCAAACUUUGCCUAAUACCCCUUACUCACCAGUCCUGGGAUGCAUCCCUGGUGCAAGAGGGCAAAUUUCACAUGUUCACAAGCACUGGGAACUAUUUGGAUUUAGAUACCUAGUGUGGUAACCACAUCUGUGCUCACAUUCCUCUGUCAUUCUCCACCCAGACUUGUAUUAUUCACCCAGUGUAGUCUUUCCAUAGAAUCCAAAAAUAAUGCCACUUACCUCAGUUCAUACACUUUUGCAUUUAUGUUAGGGGUAGCCCAAGUGGAACCCUGCCCCUUCUCUCGCCUUGUCUUCUGGGAAGGAACACGGAUUCGAUAAGCAAAACCAAAGUGUACCAGGGAGGGAAUCAGACCCGUCCCUGGUGUCAUGAAAGCUUUUAAGACUGAUGCGUCGUUCACAAUGCUGUGGGCACUUCAGUUAUCAUUUUGACUCAGAAGAUGCAUCCAACCUCAACCCGUGUCAGUGAGAAAGUGGCCUGAGAAAGUGGCCUGCUUUCCAGUUUGAGCCCAGAUUCAUACUAGACUGCCUUAGUGUAAGGAAGAUAUCUUCCUUCUGCUGCCUCUUACUCAUACGCGAAAGGAAUUGUUGAUGUAGGUGCUACAUCCAUCUUUGAGACCACCUCAAUCUCAGUAGUGACCGUCACUAACAGCAAUAAGAUAUAGUUGACAAAGUGGCAAGGGAACAUUUUACAAAGCUGGAAGGAGCCCUGAGACUCCAGAUUCAGUGAAAACACAAACAGGCAUAGUGGAAGAGGAUAAUGCAAUAAUUGGGGAUGGAAAGUUAGCAAACUUCAAGCUAACAAAAUAGCAUCAAAAAUUUGGUGAUAAUACCCAAUGCUAGAAACCUCACUAAAAAGAGCCCAGCAUUGCAAGUACCCGUGCAUAGUGGGUAUACGAGAGGAGAGGCGAGAGGUGGACUUCCUCUGGAGUCAGUCCAGUCGAAGGUUCAGUUCCCAAGGCAGCCAUCCAGGCAGCAAAUAAUCAAAAAGUAACUUGAAGGCAAAGAACAAGUCUCAAGGGGACUUCACAGCAGGCAAGAACUGAAGUUGCUGCACAAACGCAGGUGGAAAUGCCUGAAGGCACCUUCUAUUAAGCCAUUAGUCUAUCAAGGUCUUGUCUACUGUAGCAGUUCCCCAGGGUCUCUGGUAGAGGUCUUUCACAUCAGCUCCCACCCAGUCUUUUUAAACUGGAGAUAUUGGUGUUGAACCCAGGUCCUUCGACAUGCCUGGAAGAUGCCUUGUCACCGAUGAAUAGGCCUACUCCGUGAUUGGGAGUGAGUAUAUUGUUGGAAUACAUUCUGGCUUUAGAAAAAGAAUAGUUUGGCUUUAUAUCCCCCCUUUCUCUCCUGUAGGAGACUCGAAGGGCAAUCUCCUUUCCCUUCCCCCCCCCUCACAACAAACACCCUGUGAGGUGGGUGGAGCUGAGAGAGCUUCGAAAAGCU
Messenger RNA from Sphaerodactylus townsendi, 3799 nucleotides. RefSeq names its product coiled-coil domain containing 102A (gene CCDC102A). Gene Ontology annotation, cellular component: myosin complex. The record is from RefSeq and is a predicted model, not a curated record. NCBI's taxonomy places the organism in Eukaryota, Metazoa, Chordata, Lepidosauria, Squamata, Sphaerodactylidae.